Messenger RNA from Electrophorus electricus (electric eel), 4135 nucleotides. RefSeq names its product myosin XIX (gene myo19). Gene Ontology annotation, cellular component: membrane; actin cytoskeleton; cytoplasm. Lineage: Eukaryota; Metazoa; Chordata; Actinopteri; Gymnotiformes; Gymnotidae. Gene Ontology annotation, molecular function: microfilament motor activity; ATP binding; actin filament binding. Gene Ontology annotation, biological process: actin filament organization. The record is from RefSeq and is a predicted model, not a curated record.
ACUGCUAGGCGGGCAAUCGUGUUUGUCCUUCACGCUGGAAGUUUAUUACCGAGCAGUGGAAAAGAGUCGGGGGGAAAAAAAUCCAAUGGCUUGGUCGUGGGGUUAGAAGUUACUGGAGUCGUGAUUUCUUGGCUAUUUUCUUAUGGCAAAUGUCAAAAGCAAAAACUUUUGUUUGAGAGUAAAAGCGUCUGGGGGGAAUAUAGAAACUUGCGCCAAAUCCAUGAAUUUUCAUAAGGGUGGAGGUACACGACAUCAAGGAGAGGUGAAUGGCGCGAGAGAGCAGGUCCAGACUUGCAGGCUAUCUCUCAAUGACUCACUGGAAAGAGAUGUCAGAACAUUCCUGGUGGAUGAAGCUGAGCUCCACACCUACGAUGACCUCACCAAAGUGAACCCCUUGACCCCAACCAUAGUGCUGAAGUGCCUGCAGGCCCGUUAUGGGGCGAGGGUGUUCUACACACGCGCGGGCUGCACCCUGGUGGCCCUCAACCCCUUCCAGCCUGUCCUGGACCUCUACUCCCUGGACGUGAUGCACAAGUACCACGCCGCUGCCCAGCCGCAGGACCUUAAGCCGCACAUCUUCAUCGUGGCGGAGGAGGCCUACAGGAACGUGCGGGGCCAGGUGGAGCCCGUCAACCAGUCGCUAGUGGUCUCUGGGGAGAGCGGAGCCGGGAAGACGUGGACGUCGCGCUGCCUGAUGAAGUACUAUGCUACUGUGGCUGCCUCCCGCCACGGGUCCCGCCUCCCGCCACGGGUCCCGCAUCCCGCCAUGGGUCCCCCCUUCUCCUGCAAGUCUCAGGACACGGUGGAGAGGAUUGAGAGACGCGUGCUGGACUCCAACCCUAUCAUGGAGGCUUUCGGAAACGCUCGCACGGUGCGCAACGGCAACAGCAGUCGCUUCGGAAAAUACAUCCAGCUCCAGCUGAACAGUUCCCAGCUGCUGGUAGGGGCGUCGGUGCAGACCUACCUGCUGGAGAAGACCAGGGUGGCCUUCCAAGCGGCUAACGAGAGGAAUUUCCACAUAUUCUACCAGAUGAUGAAAGGGGCAACAGAAAAACAGAGGCAGGAGUGGGGGAUGCAGGAGGACCAGACGUUUGCCUGGUUGCCAAACGCAGAGAAAACCCUCGAAGAGGAUUUUUUCCAAGAAACGGUGGAAGCCAUGGCCAGCUUGGGCAUCGACGUGGACAAGCGGGCACAAAUAUUCAGGCUCUUGGCAGGCAUUCUGCAGCUGGGGAACGUCCGCUUCCGUCCACCUGCCUGCGAGUCUAAGCGCUGUGAGCUCGGCGAACAGUCAGAAGGUUCCCUGCGGAAGGCGGCAGCCCUGCUGCGUGUAUCCCCUGACGAGCUGGAGGAGCGUCUGAGCGUGCAGCGUCUGCACGCGGGUCGGCAGGGCGCCCUGCUCAAGCCCUGCUCUGCGGGCGAGUGCGCCGUGCGCCGGGACUGCCUGGCCAAAGUCAUCUACGCCCACCUGUUCGAAUGGCUGGUCACCUUCAUCAACGGCAGCAUGUGUGCUGACGAUGCCAGCUGGUGCACCUUCAUCGGCCUGCUGGAUGUCUACGGCUUCGAGCGCUUCCCGCUCAACAGCCUGGAGCAGCUGUGCAUAAACUACGCCAACGAAAAGCUCCAGCAGCACUUUGUGACGCUCUAUCUGCGCGCCCAGCAGGAGGAGUAUGUUUCCGAGGGCAUGCACUGGUCCAUCGUCCGUUACCGCGACAACCAGGACUGCCUGGACCUGAUCGAGGGCAGCCCCUCCAGCAUCUUCUCCCUGCUUAACGAGGAGUGCCGCCUGAACAGGGCGUCCGAUGCCGAGCGGUUGAGCAAGCGCCUGCAGACCGAGCUCUCGCGUAGCAGUAGCGUGAGCUGGGACAAAUUCAGCACCCAGCCGCACUUCACCGUGGCCCACUACGCAGGCGACGUCACCUACCACGUCCAUGGUAUGAUGGAGAAGAACAAGGACCCAGUUCCCCCCGAGCUCCUCAACUUGCUGCAGCAGUCUGAGGUGCCCCUGUUGCAGAGCCUGUUUGCAGGUUCAGGCACCGAAGGACACGGGCCCCGAGGCCCCAGCAAAGUCACCGUCGUCUCCAAAUUCAAGAACUCACUGGAGAGUCUGAUGAGGAUUCUACACAGCACCACUCCACACUACACGCGCUGUAUCAAACCCAACGCCGACUGCACUCCGCUCUCCUUCAAAGGGGAAGAGGUGAUGAGCCAGCUGGAGGCCUGUGGCCUGGUGGAGACCAUCCACAUCAGUGCAGCAGGUUUCUCCAUCAGGAUUCCCUAUGGCAGCUUCGUCCAGAGAUAUGGGCUGAUCACCAGCGCUUGGCUCCCAGCUCAGACCAGUCACGAGGAAGACCGUCUGGCCCUCGUCGUUCAGGACAUCCUGAGUGCUGUCCUGAUGACGAGUCCUGCCGGGCUCUCCUCCUCUUCCUCCAACAACAACAACAAUAACAACACCACCACCACCAUGGUGCACUGUGGGAAGACCAAACUGUUCCUCACUAAUCCCAUGCUGGAGCUUCUGGAGGCUCACAGGAACAGGGUGCGCUCUGCCAAGGCCUUCUGCGUGCAGUGCUGCUGGCGCAGGUACCAGCGGCGCCAGCGGGCCGUCAGGACCCAGCGUGCCACUCGCAUCCAAGCAGCGGUGAGGGCCUGGCUGGCGAGGAGGGAGGUGAGAAAAUGGCACAGAGCUGCCUCAGUCAUACAGACCAGAUGGAGGUCUUGGAGGACUUGGAUGGACACCCUGGCCAAGGAGGAGCUGGACGGCGCCGAGGAAAAGUGCGAGGAAGAGUUUCGCCCCAUGCCCCCUCUGUCCCAUGCGCCAAGGGAGGGGCACCCUGCGCAGCCCCCCAGCGUGGGGGCACCCGUGGCGGUGUGCGCCUGGCCUCUGGGCCUUGCCCUGGCCUGCACCCCACACCUCACCCUGACCUUCACCGCCACCGGCUUCCAGAGGCUCGCGUCCGCGACGGCCGCCCUGAAGAUCCCCUCCAGGCAGGGAGAGUACAAGGUGGAGACCAAUCAGUUCGAGCGGGGCGUGGCCUCCAUCAGGGCACAGCCACGGGGUUCCGUGAAGCUCCACGCGAGGCGCUCGCCUCUGCACUACGCCCAUACGUACCCGGGACAUCACCACGACGGAGUGGCCGGUUUCAACCAGAUCCUGCUGGAGCAAACCUGAUCCCUCAUCACUCAGUUCCCAAGCCUGCACCCAGUCCAUGCACCUUUCCAAAGCACAAGCAGGAAUGCAAGAUAAAGUAGGGAGACAGUACAAGGUCUGUUUUAAGUGUAGGUGCCUUCCGUUCCAAAUGGAAUAUUGUCCAGCUGCUGUUGGCUUUUUUUAAUGUGUAUUUAUUCAGGGAAUUUCACUUCCUGCAUAAGGCUUGUUUCAUACCUGUCUAACCAAUAAUGGUUGUGGUUUAAAUUCUGCUUGUCAUCUUGAAAUUACAAUAUAUGACUGAGAUUUAUUUAAUUACAGAUGUCAUGUUAAUUAACUGAGAUUUGUGGGUAUGAAGACAGUUGAGAUCAGCUCAGAUUUAGGUUUAGCCUAAAUUACAGGUAAUGGCGAUCACAAAAGAAAGAUUUUGUGUAAACUUUUUUUUUUUUUUUAAGUAUUUUAAUUUUGGUUAUGUAUAUGCAAAAGCACCAACUAGUGGACCAGCAAAUAAUCAAGUAUUACUUGAAUUUAUGAUUCCUUGUUCAUCAGCGGUGAGGGAUGGUGCGGCAUUAACUGGAACAUGUCCCUGCCAUUUUGUGCUGUAUACUUUGUGUACGGUUUUGCUUUAAGGCUUUCUGCACAAGAACAGGGAAACGUGGACCUUGCCUUGUAACCUCUGUGGCUUUGGUUUCCCUUUUGUACUCUAUUCUCAGGCUGAAAAUGAAUCACAUACCGGGUCCUCACAUUACUGCCAUACUUACCUGAACAAUAAAGAAAACACAAACGCUCUGUUGUCUCGUGCUGUUGAUGUCUUAGUAAUACGAGUACGUUUUGAUUACGCCGCAUGCUCUAAUGCUAUGUGCCUGUUUACACAAAAUGAAUUUGAUUGCUCUUCAGGUUAGAGUGGUAAUAGCAGUUGACAUUAGCUGAGAAAAAAACCCCAAAUCACAUUUACCUGACACUUUUAUCCAAAGCAAUUCACAAUUAUGA